CACGCCACGACCAACCUGACAAAAACAAAAUUAUUUCAAGGCCAUCAAACAAAAAAUGGCUGUGUUAGCGGCAGCUCAGCUCUUGGACGAGUUAAUGGGGCGCAACCGCAACGUCGCCCCCAAUGAAAAAGUCAAAGAAUUGAACUGGGAGGACCCUGAAUAUUGCAAGUAUUUCAUGGUUAAAUUCUGCCCCCACGACUUAUUCGUGAACACGCGAGCUGAUUUGGGCGCGUGUUCGAAAGUCCACGAUGAAGAAAUCCGAAAAAUGUUCCAACAAGCGAAACCCCACCGAAAAAUCCACUACCAGGAGGAGUUUAUCCGUUUUUGCUCCUCCAUGAUCAAUGAAGUCGAACGUAAAAUACAAAAAGGCAAAAUGAGACUAGCCCUGAGCGGGAAAACCGAACUCCCGUCCAUAUCACCCGCACAAUCGCAAAAAAACCAAGAACAAAUUAAAAUCCUAAACGAGCGAAUCAACGGUCUUGAGGCUGAAGCAGAGCAGGCUGGAACCGACGGUAACGUGGAGCAAGCCCAAGGUUUGAUGAAACUUUGCGACCAGUUGAAGGAAGAACGCGACUCAUUACGCAAACAAAUCGAAAAUGGGCAUUGGAACGCCACGGCUGAGUUGGCCGCGGCCCAGGAAAAACAAAUGGAAGUGUGUCAAGUCUGUGGGGCUUUUCUCAUAGUCGGCGACGCCCAGCAAAGGAUAGACGACCACUUGAUGGGCAAACAACACGUGGGUUUUGCACGUUUAAAAUCCGCCUUGGAGGAAAUCACAGCUGUGGUUCAAACCGCCAAGGAGGAGAGACGCUCCGGUCGUAGUCUAGCAGGCCGUGAAAGUGAGAGAGAGCGCGAGCGUGACAGAGAGAAACGACGGGAACGAUCGGAACAUAGGUCGGAAAAAGACAAGGAAAAGGAUAGGAGAGACAAGGAUAAGGAGCGGAAGGAGAGGAGGGAGAGAGAGGCACAUAGGACGAAAGAACGGGAGAAGGAGAGGGAACGAGACCGGAAACAUCGCUCCGAUCGUGAUUCCGGGAGGAGGAGUCAUCACCAGUACCGCCGCUGAUUGGUUUUCUCUUAGACCAGUAAGAUCAAGCAAUCCAGGUAGGUGGCUUUCUAGUUUUUUGGUUGUAAUUUCUUUUUCAGCGCCACAGGUUAGUGAUUGCAUAAGUGACCUUUUUUGUUUAAAAUUUGUAAAUAGAUUGCGAUCCAACAAAAUUAUUACUUCGUGGAGUUCUUAUCAAAAUAAUAAGAAUUUCACCAAGCACAACAAUUGGAUCAAGUUUUCUUGACGCUUAGUUGACUCGUAUUCAGAUGGCGGUACGAUUUAAAAUCACAACCACAAAAUAUUAGACUUUAAACGUGAUUUUCUGUGAUAAUUAAGGUGGAAGUUUAAAGUUUCUAGGCCCUAUAAGAAAAUAACCCUGUAGAAAGUGCAUUUUUUUAUUCGAAAAUUUGCGUUUUGAGUACUUUUAUUUAGUCCUUGAGAAGGACGGGGCAAGAACGGUCCAAUUGUUGUGUUUUGAGGCCUUGGCGGUGUUUUAAUGCGAGAGCUAGGAAACGGUUGACUCCAUUUUUGUUUCUUCUAAGUUUUCAGCUGUAUUCAGGUAUCGAUCGAGAUGGUGUCGCCACUUGGUCACACUCACACAUUCGGUUGUUUUUGUACUUACCUGACAUUUUAAAAGAGGUAUUUAUACAUUGCACAUAGGAGUAUUGCUCCAUGCGGUGUCGGUUUUAUCCUUGUUUAAAAAUAAAUACUAAAAUUGGAAAAUGGGGCUAAAACUUGACGCUCGCUGUGUUAGUUCAAAUAACGCCGUUGUAAUCGAGGUAUUUAUCACGUGUUUGGAGGAAAAGUCUUGAGCACAACUAUUAAAUAAUUCUCUGGUCAAUUAGAGACAUUUCGUCCGAAUACGGCGGGUCAAAUCGUCAAAAAACCUCCCCCUGUUUCGUAUCAGCGUCUCAUCACUGGUCUGGAUUUUUGCAGUUGGCUACAAACAGGUGAGGUAACCAUGUCGAGGUCUCCGACGGGCGUUUGGUCUUCUGUGCAAUGAGGUGAUGAUUGUGUUUCCAUUCUAUUAAAUUAUUUGCCGUUCCAAAUGGAAGCACAGUUUUUUAUACUCUUGUAAAUUAUUUAGGAUAGGCUACGUUAAGUUAAAUGUAUGACACUUUACAAAUAAACUAGCAAUACUGUUA
Messenger RNA from Tribolium castaneum (red flour beetle), 2190 nucleotides. RefSeq lists its product as uncharacterized. Gene Ontology annotation, molecular function: mRNA binding. The coding region runs from base 56 to 1063 and encodes 335 amino acids. Gene Ontology annotation, biological process: mRNA splice site recognition. The record is from RefSeq and is a predicted model, not a curated record. Gene Ontology annotation, cellular component: U1 snRNP; U2-type prespliceosome. The transcript has 5 exons. NCBI's taxonomy places the organism in Eukaryota, Metazoa, Arthropoda, Insecta, Coleoptera, Tenebrionidae.